AUGGACGACGAAGAGGCCUACAUUCUCUUGCUCCUCUCAGACAGCAAUCUUCCUACGGGCGCGUUCGUAGCAUCUGCCGGACUUGAAUCCUACGUCGCGCAUGGCUUCUUUCAGCGCAUACCAUCAACAUCCACAGGAAUGCAAAGUGAAGUCGACCCGAGCAUAGAUUUUUUGCGAAAUAGCCUUGCUACCUACGCCCACAGCGCUUUGCCAUUCGUCUCAGACACUCACGAAAUUGUCGAUGCUUUCCUUGCGUUGCCGAGCGAUGAUUUUUCGGCGGAUACAUCUGCGGAUACUCUAAAUCAUAUCAAAGCUCUAGACGAUCUCUAUGAAGCCAUGACACUGAAUCAUGUCACUCGUCGAGCAUCAAAGUCUCAGGGCGUUGCACUACUCACGUUGUACGCUAAGGGGUUUUCGAAGCCCCCGCAUUUUCAGGUGGACUUAUCCACGUCUUCCGGUCUCCAAACGCAGCGUACAGAUCGAGCUGCCAAGUUGGUCGAAAAACUCAAGCUUGAUGUCCGACGGGAAAAAUCACAUGGGCAUCUGCCUAUAUGCUGGGCAGUCCUAACGUCCUGUUUGGGGCUGUCUCUUGGUGCGAUUCGGUCUCUUCUAUCUCCGGUCAUUCCUAUCAUGUUGAGUCUGAGCUUUCUGUAG
Molecule: messenger RNA, 654 nt
Organism: Fibroporia radiculosa
Lineage: Eukaryota; Fungi; Basidiomycota; Agaricomycetes; Polyporales; Fibroporiaceae
Exons: 1
Coding region: 1-654 (217 amino acids)
Molecular function (GO): nickel cation binding
Source: RefSeq, a predicted model, not a curated record